Acromyrmex echinatior (Panamanian leafcutter ant) is the source of this 837-nucleotide messenger RNA. RefSeq names its product histone-lysine N-methyltransferase SETMAR-like. NCBI's taxonomy places the organism in Eukaryota, Metazoa, Arthropoda, Insecta, Hymenoptera, Formicidae. The record is from RefSeq and is a predicted model, not a curated record.
GUUAUUAUACGAGGGGUAUUCAGAAAAUAAGUUCCGUUUGUAUUAUACGUUUAGUAAGGUCGAUGUAUGAGCGAGCUGGCAACACAGCAUUGAAGAGGGGAAGCUACCGAAUAGAAUGAGCGGUGUUCGGCGUCAGUAGCUCGUGAAACACGGUCAGGAGAGGUUAUCAAAAUGGAGUCCUCCACUUCGCGUCCCGCCACCUCCAUUCCGAUUCCUUCUCGAGUUAUUUUGCGCGGCAUCAUUCAGUUUCUUUUUGCUCAAGAUUUUAAAUCGGUUGAUAUUCACAAACAGCUUGUUCCUGUAUAUGGAGAGAGUGUGAUGAGUGAAUCUAUGGUGCGGAGAUGGGUCCGAGAAUUUAAGGCAGGAAGACAUUCGCUUGAAGACGAAAGUGGGAGAGGCAGACCUCCCUUAUCACGGAUGAGUUGACGACAAAAAUUGAAAAUGCGAUUCGCAAAAAAGCUGCGUCGGGCCAUUCAGAACAAAAGAAGGGGGAUGUUGACGGCAGGUGUGUCCCUUCUUCACGACAAUGCUCGGCCGCACGUCGCUGCUUCAACAACUGCACUUUUGAAUCAGUUUAGUUGGGAUGUUUUGACCCACCCACCGUAUAGCCCGGAUCUAGCACCAUCGGACUACCAUCUUUUUACGAAACUGAAGGAGUCCUUGGCCGGAAAACGCUUCCAAAGCGACGAGGAAGUUCAGACAGCUGUAACUAACUGGACUAAAGAACUGGCGGGAAGUUUCUAUGCAGAAGGGAUUUCGAAGCUUGUUUCCAGAUAUACAAAAUGUAUUGAGAUUGACGGGAAUUAUGUAGAAAAAGACUAGAAGUUGUCAAGUAUU